UGUCAACUUCAAAUAUCAAAUGUGCAAAUCGAUAAACGGCAGAGCUUUUCGGGUGUAUGUUAAAAAUCUUAAAUUUUCUUCAAUUGUAAAAUUAUAAUUUAAUCCAAAAAAAACUCAACAUUUGUCUAUUCUAUUAAUAUAUAAUGGGUAAACAAGGUUUCGUUGCGAUAGUUAAAGAUUUAUAUUACGACCCUUUCAAAUGGUCACUUGUGAAGAGUGUUGGAUUUUUCGCAUUCGGUGUAGCCAUCGCGAGCGAGUGCGCUGGCCUUGAAGUGAUGCCCGCCGUUCCACAAUAGUCAAAUUAAAUAUACAGUAAAUCAUAAAAUAACGUUACAAUGCUAAAUUAUUUACUAAUAACGUUAUGCCUAGCACAUGUUGCUGUGUGUCAAGAUCAAAAUCCAAAUAUUGUCGUUAUUUUAACCGACGAUCAAGAUGUUGUGUUAGGUGGCAUGAACCCCAUGAAGAAUGUCCAACGCUUCAUUGGAAACGAAGGGACGACUUUUACGAAUUCCUUCGUGACAUCUCCGAUAUGCUGCCCAAGUCGUGCCAGCUUCCUCUCGGGCCUUCACGUACACAACCACAUGACCUGGAACAACAGCAUCAACGGUGGUUGUUACAGUCGCACCUGGAGGAAACUCGAAACGCGGACCUUUGCUACAGCACUAAAAGAUUCUGGAUAUAAUACGUUUUAUGCUGGGAAAUAUUUGAAUGAGUAUGGUGUGCAUGCGACCGGCGGCCCCGAACAAGUUCCACCAGGAUGGAGCGAAUGGCACGGUUUAGUUGGCAACUCUGUCUAUUACAACUACACCAUAUCUAAUAAUGGUGUUCCUACUUAUUCAAAUGAUCUAUACCUUACUGAUAUAAUCAGGGACUUAAGCUUGAGCUUCAUAGAAAAUCAGACAGAGUCGCAGCCGUUCCUGAUGGUGCUGGCGCCCCCCGCACCGCACCAGCCUUUUACUCCUGCGCCGAGACACAAGGGUGUCUUCGGCAACGUCACCGCUGUCAGACACCCUAAUUUCAAUAUUGCUGUCAAUGAUAAGCACUGGCUCCUAUCAAUGCCCCCUACACCAUUACCCGCUGAGAUGAUACCAGACCUGGACAGAGUGUACCGAAGUCGAUGGGAGAGUCUCCUGGCUGUUGAUGAGAUGGUCGCAGAUGUGGUCGAAGCUUUAGAUUCCAACUCCCUCUUAACCAACACAUAUUUAAUAUACACAUCCGACAACGGAUACCACAUUGGACAAUUCUCUCAAGUUUACGACAAAAGGCAACCAUAUGAGACCGAUAUCCGAGUACCACUCCUUAUAAGGGGUCCUAAAGUUAAAAAAAACGUUACCAGUGACCAACCAGUCUUGAACAUUGAUUUGGCACCAACUAUAAUGGAGUUAGCGGGUCUAUUAGCACCAAAGAGUUUAGACGGAAAACCUAUAAACUUUGAUGUUCAGAGAGAAAAUUUCGAGCGGAAUAUGCUCGUCGAAUACUACGGGGAAGGAAGGGACGGUACAGUCGACCCCAGUUGUCCUUGGAAAUAUGAUAGCGAUAACCUUGCUCAAUGCUACCCGGAAUACGAUUGCAAAUGUCAAGAUUCCAAAAACAAUACAUUCGCGUGCGUGCGACACAUGUCAAAUCGGAUUAACAAGAAAUAUUGCAGUUUCGCUGAUUCUGACAAUUUCACCGAAAUGUAUGACAUCGACAAUGAUCCUUACGAACUGACGAACAUCAUAGACAAGGAAUUACCAUCAGUCAAACAUUGGUACAAACUAAUAUUAUCACAAAUGAUCUCUUGUAAGGGAUACAGCAACUGUGAGGAUCCACUUCAACAACCCAAAAUAUAUGGAUAAGCUACUACUAAUAUACCUACAUUAUUCUAAAGAUUAAUAUUAAUGUAAUGACAGGCCGGUUCAUUAUGAUCCAGAAUACAAAUGUUGUUGGAUCACAGAUGACAGGUGAAAUUAUUUGAUAACUAGAAGUUAUAAACAUUUUCUCUGUUUCAUAUUUUGGUGUUAUGGUUCAUAAUGAACUGUCAUUUCGCUAUUAUUAAUAUUUUUGUUGAUUUGUAGGACACAGUUAAAAGUAAAAAAACGUAGACUAGCUGGGUAAAUAUCACUCGCCAUAAGUUAUUAAAGCACAUAAUAUUAUUAUUAAACCAAAUACGUUAUUACUGUGUUGUGAUGUGGGAAGUGAGCCGAAAUAAUAAUUGAUAAGAUUAAUUGAUAAUAGUUAGCCAAACCAUAGUUACACUAUGGUCGGCAUUUUGAAGCCCUCAUCAAACACGUGAUAUAUCUAGAUAAUGUUACCUCACUUGUUAUUUUAUUAUAUAUAUAACAUCGUGAGGAAAUCUGCAUGUGUCUAUUUUCAUUGAAAUUAUGCCACAUGUGUAUUCUACCACCCGCAUUGGAGCAAUGUGGUGGAAUAAGCUCUAAACCAUUUCCUCAAAAGGGAGAGGAGGCCUUAGCCCAGCAGUGGGACAUUCACAGGCUGAUACUGUAAUAUAGAUAAAUAUGUAGUCGAAGAUAAAUAAUGAAACUAUUCAACAAUAAUUGUAAAAAAAAAACUAUAUUGAUAAUGUUUUCAAAGAAAAUUUGCUGAAUUUAGAUAGCUUGUGUUAUUAAUGGUUAAUAUUGAUAGUUUUAUUCAAUUCAAAUUAUUUAUCGAAUAUAAUUAAAUAAUAAUAAACAUAUUAGACCGACA
Nymphalis io (European peacock) is the source of this 2688-nucleotide messenger RNA. RefSeq names its product N-acetylglucosamine-6-sulfatase-like. NCBI's taxonomy places the organism in Eukaryota, Metazoa, Arthropoda, Insecta, Lepidoptera, Nymphalidae. Gene Ontology annotation, molecular function: N-acetylglucosamine-6-sulfatase activity; glycosaminoglycan binding. The coding region runs from base 336 to 1838 and encodes 500 amino acids. Gene Ontology annotation, biological process: glycosaminoglycan metabolic process. The transcript is spliced from 10 exons. The record is from RefSeq and is a predicted model, not a curated record.